GCCGCGUGCAGCCAAGCCAAGCCAGCAUAUAUAUUAUGAACGCGAAACUAUAAGCUUAUACUAGACUAGAGAGAAGAGGCCUAGCAUCAUCGUCGGAGGAGAGACGCUGGUCGUCGUCUUGCUCUCAGGAGAGCCAUGUGGCGCUCGACGUAUAAAUAAUAAUAAUAAUAAGUGUGCGUGGGUGUAUCUGUGUAUGUGUAUUUGCGAUGUACGUGCGUGCAUCACUAGUGCCAUAAUAAUAGUAUUAUUAUUAUACCUCAUAGGUGUAGUGCAGUGUUGUUCUCGAGAUAACCAAGCGAAGCAGCGAUCGCCGAAUUGUUAAAGUGUGCCGCUGCUGCUCGGUUGCGGAAAAAGUUCAGUCAUGUCGGGGCUGCAUCGUCGCUCGUACGACGAGUCCGCGUUCGAGUGAUUUUUUUUUAUAAUACAUAUAAUAAUCGAGAGGGUGAGAAGAGAUCUCUGUCUCUCUUGUGUGCGGUCUUUAUAUAUAUUCAUCUCACUCGUCGUCGUCGUCGUCGUCGUCGUCGUCGUCGCGAGCUGAGCGAGAUAGACUUGUGAUAUAAAUCGCCGCCGCCAAUAGCACGAUGUUGCCGUUGCGGCUGCUGCUGCUGUGCCUCGUCGUCGUCGUCCCGCUCGUCAAUUGCCAAAUUGAGGAGCAGCAGCAGCUGCAAGAACAUCAUCAACAACAGCAACAACAACAACGCAUCAGGAGCAGCGGCUUUCGCGUUGGCGUCGGCAACGGCGGCGAUGCCAGGAGCCAGCAGCAAUGGUCGCAGCGCAAGCUCAGGCGCGCUUACAUGCAGGCCAAGUACAGCGCGUUGCAGCAGCAGCAGCAGCAGUUACUGCCGGGCAAGGACUAUCGAAGAUUGAAGAAGCAGGAGGGCGCCGUGAGGCUGGUCGGCGGCGAGCGAGGUCCUUUCGAAGGCAACGUGGAAAUCCUGCACAAAGGCAGCUGGGGCAACGUGUGCGACGACGAGUGGGACGAGCUCGAGGCCCGUGUGGUCUGCCGACAAUUGGGCUACGGCUCGGCCCGAGCCCGCGCCACGACACGAGGCAAUUUCGGCCAGGCUCGAAGACGCUACUGGAUGGACGACGUGAUCUGCGACGGGGUCGAGCCCGAGCUGGCCAAGUGUCGCUUCAACGGCUGGGCCAAGUCCGACUGUCGCGGCGACGAGGCCGCGGGCGUCGUCUGUCAUCAUCCCGGUUACGUCGACGAUAAUAAUAAUAAUCGUAGAUCGGACGGCGAGGAUGACGACGACGAACCGACCAACUCCAUAGACGGCGACGACGGCCCCAGCAGCGCGAAGAUCAGGGACACGCAUCGGCGCGGCCUCGCGCUACGACUGUCCGGCUCUUACGCCCGUCAUCAGGGACGCGUCGAGAUCAAGCUCGCCGGCUCGGAUUGGGGCGUCGUGUGCGGCGACGGCUGGUCGAUGCUCGAGGCCGCCGUGGUCUGUCGCCAGCUGGGCCUCGGCUACGCCGCGCGCGCCUACCAGACCAACGUGUUCGGCAGCCACAGGCUCGGCAUGUCGCUGUCCGGCAUCAAGUGCCGGGGCGACGAGCGCCACUUGGCCGAGUGCCGGGCCCAUCGGCGCCGCGUCGACUGCCCAGGCGUGGGCGAGAACCUAGCCGGUGUCGCUUGCUCGCGCGACAUGGCCGACCUGGCCUUCGACGCGCGCGAGCUCGAGCAGUCGGCCCACCUCGAGGAGAUCUAUCUGCACUGGCUGCAGUGCGCCAUGGAGGAGAACUGCCUGGCGACGGAGGCCUACCGGGUGCAGCGCGAGUCGGCCGAUUGGAGGUGGCACAGGCGAAGACUGCUGAAGUUCACGGCGAGGACAGUGAACAUAGGGACGGCGGACUUUCGGCCGGCGAUACCGAAGCAUCUCUGGGAAUGGCACAUGUGUCACAGGCAUUACCAUUCGAUGGAGGUAUUCGCGACUUUCGACAUCAUCGAUUCGCAGGGCAGACGAGUCGCCGAGGGUCACAAGGCUUCAUUCUGCCUCGAGGACAAUCAGUGCUUAGCCGGCGUCGAGCCCAGAUACAAAUGCGUGAAUUACGGCGACCAGGGCAUAUCGGUCAACUGCAGCGAUAUCUACAAGUACAACCUCGACUGCCAGUGGGUCGACAUAACCGAGCUUUCGCCCGGCUCCUACACCUUCAAGGUGGCAGUGAAUCCAGAACUGAAGAUCGGCGAGAUGACGUUCGAGAACAACGCGGCGACUUGCAAGCUCCUCUACACCGAAAACUACGCCCGAGUCCACAGUUGCGUCAUGGGCAGACCUUAAUGGACCUCCUCUCUCCUAUAUAUAUACACAAUAUUGCAGCAGUGGCAGCAGCAGAGACAAACGAAGAAGACACCGCUCCGAGCAGAACCAAGAGCGAGAGAGGCUUGUGGAAAGCGGAGAGAGAGACACCCUUCGCCGUGUGUCGUACUAUGUGUAGUAGUACUACAUGGAACUGGACUCACGUACACACAUACAUACAUGUAUGCGUCGGUGUAUAAUACGGGCUUUAUACUGACCUCGUUCGACGACGUCGACGGCAACGACGACGACGACGACGACACGCUAUAUAUGUGUAUACAACGCAGAGAGCCGCAGAGCUUGUACAGUGUAGUGAUUCUCGAUUGCGGAAAGUAAAAAAAGAAGAAGAAGAAGAAGAAGAAGAAGAGAAAAUAAACGUCGAGAAGCGGCAGCGCUGAUUGUGUGUGUGUAGUGUCCGCGUGUGUGUGUGUAUUUGUGCGUACUCACGCGCGCGCGCGCGGUUCGUUUGAUUUUCCUCUUUUUUUUUUUCAUUUUUUUUUUUUUCAACUAUCGUGUACACAUAUCGUGUGCACGAGUAUGUGGGCGCAGCGCAGCGAGAUAUAUAUAUACAGUGACAUUAUGCAAUCACGCGGCGCCUUGUGUACACAGCACAGGUACUUCGGUUCGAAAACGCGCGCUCACACACGCGCAUGCUUUCAGCCGAUUUAGAUAAUUAAACGAUAUAUAGGAUGGAUUUGUUACUAUGUAUUUAGGAAAAUUGAUAUUAUAUGUGUUAUGGGAGCUUUUUUUUGAUAAACUAAUUUAUAUUUGUAUUGGAUAACGGAUGCAAUGUAUAGCGUAUAGUUUAUAAUAUAAUAUUGUCAUACGUAGCUUUCUUAUAAACAUUAACCUACGAACACGUAAUGUACGAUAAAUCAAACGAGGAGAGAAAAAUAAAUAUAUAAACAAAACGAAACAACAAAAAAAAAAGGAAUUACAUA
This is a messenger RNA of Trichogramma pretiosum, 3241 nucleotides long. Its product is annotated as lysyl oxidase homolog 3. Lineage: Eukaryota; Metazoa; Arthropoda; Insecta; Hymenoptera; Trichogrammatidae. Gene Ontology annotation, molecular function: copper ion binding; protein-lysine 6-oxidase activity. The record is from RefSeq and is a predicted model, not a curated record. The transcript is spliced from 9 exons. Gene Ontology annotation, biological process: peptidyl-lysine oxidation. The coding region runs from base 582 to 2282 and encodes 566 amino acids. Gene Ontology annotation, cellular component: membrane.